This is a messenger RNA of Varroa destructor (honeybee mite), 6091 nucleotides long. RefSeq names its product protein tyrosine phosphatase type IVA 1-like. The record is from RefSeq and is a predicted model, not a curated record. Gene Ontology annotation, biological process: protein dephosphorylation. NCBI's taxonomy places the organism in Eukaryota, Metazoa, Arthropoda, Arachnida, Mesostigmata, Varroidae.
CUGCCUCUGCGAACGUGCAAGUGUCUCGCAGGCUCGCUUUCUGCCUGCUUCUUACUGUCGUGUUGUAGACCUCGUUGUCGCCGUUGUCGUCCGCAGCAGGAGCAACUCCGUAUUGUCGGUCUGUCGAGCUAUUCGUGUGUUUUCGCUAGAUUCCGCGGACCGAACAGUCCGCCUCUGCUGGUGCUGUUGAUGUGAUGGUGACUACUAGAGGUUAGGUACUGCUGUGGACUGUGUGCGGUUCGUUGUGCCUGCCUGCCUGCCUGCCUGCCUGUGUGGCUGUGAGUGUGUGCGUCGUGCUGCGUCCGGUAGUCGGGUGUCUGCCGUGGGCUGUGUGUAUCUACUGCAUAUAAUUGUAGUAGAUAGAUAAAUGUCUUUGUUGCGUGGCGUCGUGCAAGUGUGUUGUCGCUGAGCGCGAUUUAUUUCGCUAUACUAUCGCCGCCGCUGCUGCCGCCGUCGCUACCAGUCGCUUCAGCGACUACUACCAAUAUUUUACCAGACGUGGCGAAGGUAUUAUUUCAACGGCUGGUCUCGGUCACAAAUAGUAAGUAGCAGGCGACCCGUGCGUACGAUGUAUUCGUCAUUCGGCGAUAGCAGUGAAAUCAGCAGUGCGAGCCUUGUGGAGUAGUAAUAGGACAGAGGUGGAAACUCAUGCUUCCGAUGAUCUAAUCCGAACCGAGCUGCUUAAAAUCCGGCUAAAGUUCGCGCUAGAGAGCUAGUCGUGCUCGCGGAAAAUCUUAGUUUGAGAGUUAUCACAAGAAAAGGAGGAACAGAAAUUGAUUCUCGGGAGAUAGAUAAGUGUGCAUUAUACAAGAGAGAUCUGGGAUCGUACGGCCGGACGGCUGCCAGUAGAAGGUGGGCAGAACUGUGCAGCUGCCAGUAUCAUCAUCGAAACUGUGCGGCAGUGGUAGCUGGCUGUCUGUGUUUGUCAAAUUUCGUAUUCUUUCAAUACGUUUCCUCAAAAGAGUGUUACUUAGCGAUCCACAUUUGCCUGAUUAUCUACUGUCGCUACAAACAACGGGUUUGUGGUUAAAUCUCGCACACAGCCAUUUAUAGAUAGCAUCUCGGAGAGCUGGAUCUCCGCACCUGGAUACAAAUAUUCAAUGUGCAACUGUAACUUAUCGAAGAGCUCCGAACGCUCGUUCGCCGCGGGUGUUGAGGCUCGUGUUAGCGGAGCGUCGUCGUGCCCACCGCCCGGACAGCAUCUGGCUCCCUGCGGAAGUCCUUCUGGUGGAGCCCUCGUCCACCCAGUGGCGUUCCUCUCGUCUCGAGCCCCUAACGCCUGCCUCGUCUGCAUGGCAGUAGACAGUCUAGUGCACCUAUCAUUUGUUUACUACUGCCAUGCCCAGCACGCAACGCCGUAGGGCAUUAUUGCAGGUUGCCACUCAAUGCUGAAGCAGCUUGAAGCGGGCGCAUGAAAAGUUAACAGCAAAGGGGAAAACAGGCAGCAGACAAACGAGAGACUGAGGGAAGAAAAAAAUCAAAUAGCAACACAAGUCACGAGGCAAUUCUCAUAGAAGCAAGGAGACCUAUAGCGAAGAUAAUAGCAUACCUGUGAUCCCUGUAAUAGCUACACCUUCAGCUUUAACAGCUAUGCACACAUAGGCAAACUUCACGCUGCAAAAGACAGAAACAAAAGGACAUAGGAAAAAAAGCGAUAAACACCAUUAAAAAGUUAAUAUCCAACCGCGGACUUUUCUAUACACUCAAAUAUAUAUAUAUAUAUAUAUAUAUAUAUAUAUAUAUGCAGAAGCGGAACUAAUAUACCGUGCCAGCUAGCGUAUCUGUAGAUUUUUAACAUUCAGAUGCGGAGAGAGAUAACAGAAAAAGGUGGUGAACAAUUCGAGUCAUAGCGCAUACAAUUACAUCGAAAAGGAAAACGCAUAUUGGCGAAAAUACUAAAAAACACAGACAGAACAAUCUAACAAUCUGCAACACUUGAUAGGGAUCAGCUUCCACUGCUGCUAUUACUAUCUGGGCACAAAGAACUUACAACGUGGCAUUGAAACAAUGACAAGUCCACGUAGUGAAGUUAGCUAUCCGCAAUUGAAUUGACCCCACUAGUCCAAUCAAUCAAACAAGGGAAAAAGAGAACGUUCUUUUUUAGAAAUUGCUUCGUACAUGAGUGCCUGCACAACCUUGAGCCUCUACCGUCAUCUGCAUCAUAUCACAGUCAGCCAGUUGACAGUCUUGGUCAUCAGUCGUAGCAGGCAAAUACUUGAAUACGAUAGGGCAAAAGGCUGAAGAUUGAACGAGACAAAAUAAGAGGAACCCGUGAAGACAAACUUUAUUAAUAGCUUCUAACUUCGUACGUCACAUCUAAAAGACGACGCUUUAAGUACAAAAUAUACAAGAGAACGUCUCUGUCAACAUACCAUCCGAUUGUCUUUCUUGUCUCGUAGAAAUACGACAGGCUUAACGUGAGGUUGAGCGUGACCUUCGCAGUAAUCACCUUUUCCCGUAGCCUACGACGUGAAGGUCACGAUCGUAAGAACGCCAGGCUAUUGACGGAUCUCAACGGAUGUAUCAACGUGAAUUCAGAGUGCUGACAGGGUAAUCAUCGCUUGCCUUCGUAGUGAUCACGCCCCUGUUAAUUAGCUUUGACAAGUGAAGACUACGGGGAUUCUUCCAGAACAAAGUCACCUAUUUCUCCAGACGACUUGACUCAAACUGCCCUGUUGAGUGGAACACGUUGAGCAUAAAGAGACGGAUAACAAAAGCGAUCUCGUACCACUACUUGUGGGGCGUUCCCUAGUCAUCAACCGUUGUAAAAGCGAGCAAGCUAACCAAAACCUGUUUAUUAUUAGUAGCUCGCUCACAAGUUGGCCAGGACCUCGUUCUGUGUAGGGACUGGCAAAGUUCCGUUCACCUAAUUUGGUUCCCGUGCUGCUGUCACUGCUUCUGCUACCGUUGAAGUGAUCGCCGCUGCCGUCACUGUCCUUCGUCGGUACCCGUUACCUGUCAGUUCGUCUGGUCUUGCCUGUUUAGCAUUGGUUAUUUGUACGUGCGCUUGUUAGUCCAUUAGUCGCUAUUUGGUGUCGCACGGCAGCUCAGACGCCGGCGCCGUGGCUCCUCUCUUGUCGAUGACGGCUUCCGCUCCGUCGCCGCCUGCGCUUCCUGCCAUAACAACGGCACCUCCACAUAGUGUGCGCUCCCUUUCCAGCCCGCCCGUCCAGGAAUUGCACACCCCUUCGGUGAAGUGCGGUGUGCUAGUGUCUCCUGUAAGCGGCCCGGGUGGUGCAAUGCGUCAAAAGGGAAGUCUUUCCCUCGGCGGAAUGGGGAUCAUGGGUGGCCUGCAGAGGCCAGGACCGUCCGAAUUUGUCUACAAAGGCUACAACUUUCUAGUCACCGACCGGCCCACCGAUGCCACCCUGCCAUCCUACGUUGAGGAGCUGAAAAGGCGGCAAGUUACCGAUGUGGUCCGGGUGUGCGAGCCGACAUACCAAACCGAACUGCUAGAAAAGGAGGGCAUUAAAGUACACGAUCUACAGUUUGAAGAUGGCUCCCCACCGCCUGCAAGAAUCGUCGAGGAGUGGCUCGACCUCAUCCGUAAUCGCUUUAAAGAGAGACCCGACGCGUGCGUUGCUGUCCACUGCGUGGCGGGACUUGGCAGGGCGCCGGUUCUGGUGGCGCUAACACUAAUUGAACUUGGCAUGAAGUACGAGGACGCGGUGGAGUUCAUCCGGUCACGUCGUCGGGGUGCGUUCAACGCAAAGCAGCUAAGCUACCUCGAGAAGUAUCGCGCCAAAAGUCGACUCAAGCAGAGGGGUAACUCCGCCGGCAACGGACCGCAAGUCUGCUGCAUUCAGUAAGGCAUAGUCCUAAGUAAACUAUUCCGACGCCGACAACAACAGCAACACUAUAGCUUUCAUUGAGCUCACGAUAACCUGAUUAAUCCCACAGAACUGUAGUCCCAACAACACCGUGUUUCAUGACCGAUACAGACGGCAAAACACCACAGAUUCAUGUACACAUUUACAGUAAAGAUGGGAUAUGACGCUCUCGUUAAAUUAUCAGAACCCGAAACAAGUCGCUGAAAACUUCACUCACUAGCAGCAAUAGUAACAACAGCUCCAUUCAAUGUGAGUCGACGAUCUAAGCUUAGCAAUCAUUAGCUACGUGCAGCACACAUGCACGAAAAUUAUACAUUGAUUGCACGUCGAUGCCAAGCCCAUGCUAAAGCCACGUUUCAAGAGCGGCCUCUCGCCUUAUAUUCAAUGCUGUGGCACCUCUCUGAAAAGGUGUUGUCUGUCGGAUGCCGCCGGAAUAAGAAUGCAGAGGGCAAACGCGCAAGUCAGUCGCCGUCGGAGUAUACCCAGCGAUCUGUGAUCCACAAAAAACCGGCAAAUACAUACAUUUUGCCGCCUCUUGUCGUGGUGGUAGUUUUUGCCAAUUUUAAGACGAGGAAGUGAAAGUCUACGAUGGUUGCUACGAUCAUUAAUAUUGACAGUACGCGAUAUAGUCACCGUAACUAGAACUCUUAUCGUAACGAUAAGAACUUUUUCCAUUACAACUGCUGCUGUUUCAGCAGCGAUUAUUUACAACUGCGGUGGUCAAAGGAACACGUACAAAAAGCAGUGUCAUUCAGCGUCCGGCUCGAACCUAAUGCGCUCGUUCACACUAAACGUUGCGACCUUGGCAUGUGAUGACUUGAGCCUACGCCCUGCCAGGCUCUCGUUAAUUUACUAGAUGUGAAUGAGGAAAAAGAUGGCAGCACAGUCUCUAGAUGAAGUCGAUGUGGCUUGUUGGAAGACCCAUAGAGCAGCUUUGCCUAGACUGGGAGGAAAGGAUGCCGAGGUCAGGGUGACCAGGCGCAAUCAAGUAUGUGGAUGUUUUUAAUGUCAAGAUAAAUUGUGAAAUACAGUAAUGAAAUGACCGAAACAAACCCAAAAUAUGUAAACAAUGAACGAAUUUAGUAAGCAGACAAACUAGCAAUGAAAGAAAAUUUAAGCCUACAACUUCCGGCUUUGUUUGCCAAUCUUUGAGGCCGUACAGUUUGUUAACACUGACUCCUUAGUAACGAGCAGCAAACAAUGACCCAAAAAAAAAUACGAAUUCAAUAAUUCUAAACCAAGAUGAUGAACGUGAUAAAAAUUAUGAUUAAUAAUAAUAAUAAGUUAUGAAAAGUGACGAUAUUCAAAAACCCGGUCGAUUUGAUGUAUCUGAAAAACUAGGGUUAAAAGGUUAAUGGACGAGUUUUCUAGGAAGAACGAUAAAAAAUGAUGAUGCAAUAGUAAUGAGAAGAACUUUAUUUAGUUGACCGAUCUUUAGGUUAUGCUAUGGUAAAUGCGUAGCAACGUGAAAGUUAGUAUAAUGACGCGCUACAAAACGCAUAGGAUGGAGAGAUAGAUGUGCUUGAUUGAAGCGAAAUGGUUAAGAAAGGAUGGCUCCGUAUCAGUCUUUACUGCGAAGUCACCAAUGCAUCCGCCUUUCCUAGCUGAAGCUAAGACGAAAAUUGUGUGCUUGCUGGCUGUAUCAUGUGACGGUUAUUUUAGUUUAUAAUCCGUUAGUAGGUAGCCUAUUGUGCCACUCACUCUUAAGCGAUUAUUAAUAAUCAGUUUUUAACCAGUCAAUUUAUCAAUUAUUUAGGCAGUUGGAAAUAAAUUGAUAUCAUCAUCAUCUAGUUCGCCGGCAGAUGGCGUUGUUUAGAAUAGUGGCGGUUGCUCUUGCAACUUUUGGAUGAUGGCACAUUGAGUGUUACAUGCAAUGCGUGUCCCCAGGAAAUGGUAGUCGUAACGACAUAAGACAACGAAGAUGGCGACAACAACGAUACCCGCUGAAUGUACACACCUGGCCCGAGGGAGCGAGAUUUCUUUCUGUAUUAUGUUCAGAGGAAGAAGUGGCUCAACAGCUAUUUACUUCCUCGUCUGUAUAGAGAACUUCUUGUUUUAUAAGUGUGCUCGUGAGUUCAUUAAUGAAAAAAUUUGCGACGGCGGUAAAAACACCGUUAGCUACAAAAACACGCUUUUUUUGUUGGGACGAACUACUGGACUAAUGGCUAGACCAGGCUCUCGUUAAAAAUGCUAGGCUGAUAAAAACGAUGCUUGUUAUAGAUUUUUUUCUUUUUUUUUUUCUAAUUUUAGUCACAAAUAUA